This is a messenger RNA of Sinocyclocheilus grahami, 1479 nucleotides long. RefSeq names its product homeobox protein engrailed-2b. Gene Ontology annotation, molecular function: DNA-binding transcription factor activity, RNA polymerase II-specific; RNA polymerase II cis-regulatory region sequence-specific DNA binding. The record is from RefSeq and is a predicted model, not a curated record. Bases 1 to 789 code for a protein of 262 amino acids. Gene Ontology annotation, biological process: multicellular organism development; neuron differentiation; regulation of transcription by RNA polymerase II. The transcript has 2 exons. Gene Ontology annotation, cellular component: nucleus. Lineage: Eukaryota; Metazoa; Chordata; Actinopteri; Cypriniformes; Cyprinidae.
AUGGAAGAAAAUGAUCGUAGCAACAGAGAUGUGGAGCGCCAGGAUUCGGGCGAUGAGUCCAAUAGAGCUAUUCUACCCCUGUUGCAGGCUCCUGGAAACCUACUCCCUCACAGAAUCACCAACUUUUACAUCGACAACAUUUUGAGACCAGACUUUGGUCGCAGGAAAGAAGGAACCAGGCGCGACGAAAUUAAUAUAGUAGAAAGAGAGAACCGCUGUCCAUCGGCUCCCGGAUCAGGGCAGGUAGGAGCUCCAGUGUCAGGGGAAGGAACCUCGAGCCCUCACCCAGUGAGCGCGUCUAAAAAAACUGAUAUUACCGCGGACGCACCUCUGAAACCCCGCGCAGAGACUGGAGAUCAAAGUUUAAGCUCAGAUUCGGAUUGCUCGCAAAGUAACGCUGCGCAGACGAAACAACCAAUGCUUUGGCCGGCUUGGGUAUAUUGCACAAGAUAUUCAGACAGACCUUCAUCAGGACCAAGAUCGCGCAAACCAAAGAAGAAAAAUCCAACCAAGGAAGACAAGCGUCCAAGAACAGCCUUCACAGCCGAGCAACUCCAGAGACUCAAGAACGAAUUCCAGAAUAACCGUUACCUGACGGAGCAGAGGAGACAAGCACUGGCCCAGGAACUCGGCCUCAACGAGUCUCAAAUCAAAAUCUGGUUUCAGAACAAAAGAGCGAAGAUUAAAAAAGCUUCGGGGAGCAAAAACUCACUUGCAUUACACCUGAUGGCACAGGGACUAUACAAUCACGCCACAUCAGCAAAGGACGACAAAUCAGACAGCGAUUAACGUGAAGGACAGGACAUCUGAAAUGCAAUAAUUCUUAGCAAGGGCCAGUGUACAAAAUACCAGCAUUAAACGGAUGAAAAUUAUAUGUAUGACAUUUGAUUCUGCAAUAUUUUAUGUAUAUAUAUAUAUAUAUACACACACUUUACGUGUACAGUGGUGUAAAACUUUUUCAAUUAGUAUCACUGCUGUACACUUACUGAAACUUCAGAUAUAGCGCGCGAAGAAAAGGACGCUUCUUUAUUUAAAAGAAAGAGGGAGCGAUUUGAUUGACACUUGACGUUGAGCCACAAGUGAACGUGUUAAAUCCAUGCUGAAGUCCAAAGAUUUUUCCUGCUGCAUUCAGGCGACUGUGAUUUAAAAUAAAUGGUCAAAAUGUUUUAUCUGAUUUAGAUGUUUGCUUGUUUUCAUGCAUAAUUUUAUUACUGGAUGAAUGUUUUACUUUAUUGACUGGAGUUGUGUUAGAGACAUGGUAUUUAAAAAGAGACAACAUUACAUAUCAUAUCAUGCUUACAAUAAUUCAGUAUAUUGUAUUUAAAAGAUCUAUGGUCUAAAAUACUAUCCGCAAGGAUGCUACACAUCCAAUAUCCUCACAUUUUCAGGAAAUAGAUCAGACAUCUGAAUGCAUACGAGUCAGUAAACCUCAAAACUACACUUCUAAUGCAAGUACUUGACUUAAGUUGUUGUCUGUUG